AUGAGAUUAGACCAUCGUCUUCUUCGUGCAAGAUUCUAUUUCUCGCGGAAAGGUGAAAAAGCCGCUAAAUUCCAAAACCGAAGUCCUAGAACCACAGCAAACUGGGAAUUCUUUAAUUUAUUAGUCGGCUAUUGGGAAGGUGCCGUUGUCGAUAAUAUCGACGAGGAAUACGAUCGGCUCAUUCAACAUCUUCACGUUAGCGCUGUGAAAGCUGAGAGUUCGACAAGCACCAAGAGACGUUUGUCUCCAGAAACACUCGAGCUGAUAUGCCAUCGUGGAAUCGCACGAGCUGCAGGAAAUCGCGAACUAACGUCUGAAAUUGGAAAACAAUGCCGAUAG
Molecule: messenger RNA, 339 nt
Organism: Angiostrongylus costaricensis
Lineage: Eukaryota; Metazoa; Nematoda; Chromadorea; Rhabditida; Metastrongylidae
Source: the annotation of a GenBank genome assembly